Molecule: messenger RNA, 1467 nt
Organism: Kickxella alabastrina
Lineage: Eukaryota; Fungi; Kickxellomycota; Kickxellomycetes; Kickxellales; Kickxellaceae
Product: Elongator complex protein 5
Exons: 1
Coding region: 44-1309 (421 amino acids)
Biological process (GO): tRNA wobble uridine modification
Cellular component (GO): cytosol; elongator holoenzyme complex; nucleus
Molecular function (GO): tRNA binding
Source: RefSeq, a predicted model, not a curated record
CAGCAAUUUGUAUUUUCCAUACUUUCAUUAUUUACUCCCCUUGAUGAGCGCAACUGGUCUUUCAAUUAGGCGCUUGGCUGCGUACCAGCAGUACACGGCGCCGCUGGUUAUCCUCUCAGAAACAGUGCGGCAGACAGCAUUGCCGCUACAAGAGGCAAUGGUGCGGGAGAGCCUGGUGCGCGGAAUGUACGUGAUUGCAGUGUGCUUAGAGGGCCUGCCGAGCUCUGACAUUAGGGCCUCCCCGCUCUUCAGGCUGGUCGACCAGCGCCCAACAGUGGAGAGCAUUCUCAGCGUGCAAGAGUCGUCGCCUUCAUCAUCCUCUUAUUUGUUGCCGGGCCUGCUCAAACGGACCGACUUUGCGCGCCUGCAGAGCGAGAUCGAGGGCCAUAUACGGCGGGCACAAGAGGGGGGCGUAGCGGCGAACGGCGGCAGCGGUGGCGACAGCCGGACCGGUGUUCUGGUUUUUGUUGACAGCAUCGACCGGCUGCUGCGGUCCUCGCGCGCAUCCACGCUGGCCCUGCUGCGCAGCAUCCGCGGAUCGGUGGGCAAUUCGAUAAAGUCUCGCUUUCUGAUUCGGUUUUCAUGCGAUGCGUCUGUCCGCUACGACAGCAGCCAGUCCAAAAGCCCCGGCGUUACGGACUCACUCUACACGGCCAACGCUCUGUGCGACCUGGCAGAUGUCAUGGUGGACGUGCAUCCGCUGGACGAUUUGAAAACAUGGAUGCCCGGAUGGUACUCGGACGGUAACCAGCUACCCUUUAUUUCUCUGCGCGACAACGAUCCCCGGCGCGGCCUUGUCCGCCUGGAGCACAAGAGGCAGUCUGGAAAGAUUGGAUUUGAGGUUGCAACGUUUGAGAUUGACCCGCAGACUCGACUGCCAAAGUUCCUGGCCGUGGAUGUCUCUGCCGGCUCGCAGCUGCCUCAGCAUGUAGCCCCAGCCUCAGGCUUGGCUUUGGCUCCCCAGGCAGGAUCUUCGUCGGCGCCACCCCAAGCAAACACCGCUGCCACAGCUGCAGCAGCAGUGGCGGCCAAUAAUUUUAACUCCGCAGUCGUGAGUCAGACGCAGCAUGCUUCACUGCAGCCCUCUUCGGACCCAGCCGCAAACCUGUCGUUCAAUCUUAACCUGACCGACAGGCAGCGCCGCGAUAAAGCCAGCGUGGAGAUGCCAUAUAUGGACGCACAGAUGGCAUCAGCAUCCGGAGAGCCCCCUUCCGACUCUGUGGGGGCCGUUGCAGGCGAUAUCUUUUACCAGCUGGACGACGAGGACGAUUGGGACGAGGAUGACCCCGAUGACGACCUCGAGAUCUGAGCCAGAGACGGCCAGCCGAUAAAUGGUGAGGGCGCGCUUGCUGCAUUUUUAGACAGCACAUCAGCAGCAUGUGUGGCACGUUGCUAGUUACAUUCAAACGUAUAUGUUGCUAUUGGGAGUUUUGAAAACAAAACAACUCUUCAAACUUGAUUAAUAUA